Molecule: messenger RNA, 1933 nt
Organism: Mauremys mutica (yellowpond turtle)
Lineage: Eukaryota; Metazoa; Chordata; Testudines; Geoemydidae
Gene: CTDNEP1
Product: CTD nuclear envelope phosphatase 1
Exons: 8
Coding region: 571-1344 (257 amino acids)
Molecular function (GO): protein serine/threonine phosphatase activity
Source: RefSeq, a predicted model, not a curated record
CCCCCCCCGGCCUCUGUCAAAUUCUGCCCGGUUUAAAGAGGCUAGAAAUGUCCUCGUCCGUUCUCUGUGUCGAGUAUUUUCACCCUGGCUUUCGAAGCCCCGUUUGGAAGACCCCAGAGGGGAUCAGAGCAGCCCCUUAUAAUCCUGGAAAGGAACCUUUGAAAGGAUCUGGACUCCGGGGCGUCCGGAUCCAGCUCAUGUGCCUCCCUGUGGCAUCUUUGGAAAAUGGCUUUGCCGUGCCUCAGUUUCCCUAUCUUGAAACCGGGGAUAAAUGCUCCUCGGCCGUUAGAUCGGAAGUUCCUCGGGGCAGGGCCUGGUGAAGGGCCUUAUCCUGGGCGGGGGAAGCUGAGGAAUACUGGAGGGGGCCCCCCCGAUCUCAGUGGUUAGCCUAGGACCGACGCGGGCUGCGGUUCAAGCCUUUAGGGAAACUGAGGCUUAGAGAGUCUGUCCGUAAAAUAGGCGACCAACCUCGGAUCGGGAGGCCCCCAGACACCAGGGUCAGUUUCUUGUGGAUUUACGGGACACCGGAGAUUUCACGGCGCUUUCCAAAGGCGGGCGGGAUCGUUAGGGAUGGGGAAACAGGCACGGAACGGGGCCGUGCCCGAGGUCACCCAGGGUGCUGAGAACAGAACCCAGGCGUCCUGGCCUCCCCCCUCCUCGGCCACGCUGUCUGUGCCGCGUUGCUUGUGUGGUGUCGGCAGCGUUACGGAGGUGAUCCAGUACCAGACGGUGCGCUAUGACGUGCUCCCUCUCUCCCCGGCCGCACGCAACCGGCUCAACCAGGUGAAGCGGAAGGUCCUGGUGCUGGACCUGGACGAGACGUUGAUCCACUCCCACCACGACGGGGUGAUGCGCCCCACGGUGCGGCCCGGGACCCCUCCCGACUUCAUCCUCAAGGUUGUGAUAGACAAACACCCCGUCCGCUUUUUUGUACAUAAAAGGCCGCACGUGGAUUUUUUCCUAGAAGUGGUGAGCCAGUGGUAUGAGCUGGUGGUGUUCACGGCCAGCAUGGAGAUCUACGGCUCCGCGGUGGCCGACAAGCUGGACAACAACAGGAGUAUCCUCAAGAGAAGGUAUUACCGGCAGCACUGCACUUUGGAGCUGGGCAGCUACAUCAAGGACCUGUCGGUGGUGCACAGCGACCUGUCGAGUGUCGUCAUCCUGGACAACUCGCCGGGCGCCUACCGGAGCCACCCAGACAACGCCAUCCCCAUCAAGUCGUGGUUCAGCGACCCCAGCGACACGGCCCUGCUCAACCUGCUGCCCAUGCUGGACGCCCUGAGGUUCACGGCGGACGUGCGGUCGGUGCUGAGCCGGAACCUCCAUCAGCACCGCCUCUGGUGACGUCAGCACCUCCUUUCUUCAGGCGUCGGCCCCUGACCUCCGCCGGAUCCCACCGCUGCCACCACCACCACCACGUGGACUCUGCCACCGUUUCCUGAACUCUGGAGAAGAGCGGGGUGGGGUGGGGGGGUUCACCCGCUCCCCCCAAUUCCCCACCAACAAACGACCCCCCCCCCAUGCCAAGAAUGGGCGGGGACUGACUCGGAGGGCGGAGCUUAUCCGGCAGCUGGACAAAGAAAGGGGGUGUGCAGCACGACGGCGCGCGGAUGGACGUGUCGAUCAGGCCGGGGGGGUGGGUCUGGUUUUACAAGACUCCGCCCCCCACUUACAUCCCCCCCGGCCUUGUACAAAGACCUCGUUUUUUCUUUUCGUUUCCUUUUUCGUUCUGUUCUUCCCUCCGCCUCUCCCCGGGCUGGAGCCGCUGGAUUUUUUUUUUGCCCGGGGGGAGGCGUUGGGUCUCGGAUCGGUGCCCCCGGGACGACCCCUUCUCUGUGGGGUUCUUUCCUCGGACUCGGGGGGAGCGGGAGAAGGAAAAGCCGGGCGGGAAAUUAUAGCCGCUAAGCAAGGCCAGAACCGGUGCCGUGUUCGG